Molecule: messenger RNA, 1796 nt
Organism: Cydia strobilella
Lineage: Eukaryota; Metazoa; Arthropoda; Insecta; Lepidoptera; Tortricidae
Product: transmembrane protein 234 homolog
Exons: 4
Coding region: 120-506 (128 amino acids)
Source: RefSeq, a predicted model, not a curated record
UAAUUAUUAUCGUGAAGUACUACAGGAUGAGGAUAAGUGAAUGUUCUCUUAGCAGCCGCAAAGUGAAUCUAACCGUCUACCGUUGUCACCGUUAUCAGUGAUUGCAUGACUCACUGGAUAUGUUGGACACAAUAGGUUUACUGGUGCUAACGGGGCUGCUGUGGGGGUGCACCAACCCCUUCAUCAAGCGCGGCACGAAGGGUCUGCGCGACGUGCGAGAGAGCACUUGGCCCGCACAGGCCUGGGCUGAAGUCUGCUUUCUGCUCGGGAACUGGAGAUAUGUGUUGCCGUGGCUUGUGAACCAACUGGGCUCGCUAGCGUACUUAUUCGCCGUGCGUCGUGCUCCGCUCUCACUGGCGGUGCCGGCCGCCAACGGACUAGCGUUCGCCGCCACCGCCGCCACCGGAGCCGCGGCCGGCGACCGGCCGCUAGACAGAAGUACGAUUCUGGGGAUAGCGCUGAUCGUGGCGGGCACGGCGCUGUGUUGCUGGGACCAGGUGGACUAGCCUCGGUUCAACCGAGUCGGUUUUAACAUGCUUUGUCACGUGAUAAAUAUGUGAUAAGACAUCGAACUUUUUAUAUUAUGUAUGUAAGAUGUGAACAAUUUAUUUCUAAAUUUAUCUACGUAGUUUAUAACGGGGUUGUUAAUAUAUAGUACAUUGUGCAACGAGGGGGGUAAGCGAGUUUUUGUAUACGAGGUCUAUAAUUCCCGACAGCCGCAGGCUGGAGGGUAUUAAAGAUUCGAGUUUACAAUGUUCUUACCCCCGCAGUUACACACAAUGUUUUUAAUCACACUUGCGGAAAAAAAACUAAAUUUUAAGCGAAAUAAUUAUUAAAUACGGUGACAUUUCAAACAUUCGUCCGUAUUGUCAUUUCUUCGCAGGUUAGGCAUCGAAGGCACAGAGUUCUUCGUCAUUCAGCCACGAUUGAAAAUUGUGUAAAAAUAUUUUAACGGCUAUUAAAUUAAUCAAAUUAAAUAUUGUUGGUAGUUUUGAGCACCUUCACCGCUCCGAUAUACUUGAUGGCGACUGUAGUAACUCAAUCGCUUACGUUUCAUUUGACAAUACAGUUAGUUACUACAAAACAAAUCGUCAUUACCACUACAAGUUCAUAGCCACAGUGAGCCGUAUUAGUACCAUAAUAAUUUUGAUUUUUGUUUAAUUAUUUUUUAGUAAUUAGUGAGUUUUGGUUGUCUUUGUUGUGGUUGACUAUCUACUUCAGUGUCAAAUUGCGGCUACUACAUUUUGUACUUCCUUACGCGUUUGAAUAUUCCUUUGUCUGUGGAAGAGAUAAAAACAACAUCAUUGUUUCCAUAUAGUUUAUUAUUUCUCAUUUAAUUUCUACAUCUAUUUAUUGCGUCUAAAUGUUUCAAUAAAUAUUGCACAUCCGUAUGUAUCUUAUUUAAUUAGUUAAUUACAAAUAAAUAGGCACUGGAAAUAAUAUAUUUCGCAAAAUAUAAAAAAAUAUACUUAAACACUAACGACAAGUUGUUUUGGGAGAUGUAAAAUUUGUUUCAAAUUUAAUUUAUAAUGUUAUAAUAAGAGUACACAAGUCCCGAACGCAACUAUGUAUGUAAUUAAGUAAUACACCGAAAUACAAAUAUACUUCUUUGGAGUUUUCUUUAUUAUACAUACAUUUUUUUUACAUACAAUUGUGAACUCACAACUUAAAUGCUUAAUUAUUUACAGAUCAUUAAAUUCUAAAUUACCAAUACAUGUUAUCCAAUAAAACCAUUUUGAGUUAGCUAAACUUAUUGACAUGAUUUUAAAUCAAAGUCUUAAUAAGAAUGACUGUUU